Messenger RNA from Chaetomium fimeti, 1545 nucleotides. RefSeq lists its product as uncharacterized. Bases 1 to 1545 code for a protein of 514 amino acids. The record is from RefSeq and is a predicted model, not a curated record. The transcript is spliced from 2 exons. NCBI's taxonomy places the organism in Eukaryota, Fungi, Ascomycota, Sordariomycetes, Sordariales, Chaetomiaceae.
AUGGAUCGCAUUCCAAAUGAAAUCCGAAUGGGGAUCAUCCGUCACCUGCGCGGUGAAAGCGACCGAGAGGCCCUGGUAGCCGCUUACCCAGCCUGGAAGAAGAUCGUCGAGCGUGACGACAAACUCCGGAUCCUGACGAUAGACGAGAGAAAACGACACGGCAUGCCUAUUGAGGACUCCCUCGCCUUGUUCGAGAGCACCGGGAUUCGGCGGCGGCAGUUCCUCGAAGUAGUCAGGGUGGAAAGCUUUGUUGUCUGUCCUGAAUACCACGGGGCCUGCUGUUGCGUCACCGCUGACGCCCACUUGCAGCGUGAUGAAUUCAAUAAGUACGUGAGAAAACUCUUCGAAGGGCUUCACGAGAUCACAAAGAGGUCCGUCGAGACUGGUCUCAAGAUCCCUCCAUUCAACCUGUUCAUUCGGGCUCGCGACGACGAUUUGGAGGGCUGGACGCAUUGCUCCGGUAACCACACAGACGAAGAAGCCCAGAGGGCGCUUGCACGUGCGCGGAAGAGGGCGUUGGACUACGAAGUUUAUGAUGCCGUCCUUCCGGACUUCAAAGUCGGCGUGGACGAGGUCCACUUUGAAGCCCGUCGCCGCGUUCAUGAGGCCGACUUUUUUGCAGUCAAACGUUUGACAGAAAGGCUGGUCGGCCUGCGGCUGGUGCGUUUCGACUUCGCAGAGUCGCCGUUCUUGACCUGGGAGGAGCAGGGUGGCUGGAGAACCGAUAUCGUUUCUCACGUUGAGAUGCUCGACUACAGGUUACCCAUCGAAGAGAUUCACGUCCACAUGGGCUGCCGGUCUAUACGCAACGAGCUCAAGGUCUCCCAGCCGACAAGAACACUCCUGUCGGACCUUUCCGAGUUAUUGUUCGAGUCCCUGGCAAAGUUCCCCUCGCUUACCGUCCUCCGAUUGUCCGGACAGUUUUCCGUCGGCUCCUCCUUCUUCCAUCUCAUACCCAGCAACCCCUUCCCCGCCCUCAUCACCUUCUACCUAGGUAUCGGGCCCGACACCAACUCCAGCUCCUGGUUCUUCGUCAAGGACAACAGCAAGCACGCCUGGGACAAGGCUGCGAGUGAUCCGGCGUGGACGCAGUCCGUCGAGCUCACCAGAGCUGGCAUCCACGCGCAGGACCCGCUGCCGGGGCCGGAGGACGAAGAGAAAUACGAGGAAUACAAGGAGACUGCGCUUGCCAAGGAGAUCGUCAAACGCAACCGGACCCUCCCUCACGACGGGACGCUGAUCCCGUUGCUGCUGGGGGCGGCCCGGGCGGCGGAGCAGAUGCCCAAAAUCGAGAAAUUCUCGAUCUGCUUGGAGGACGACUUCUCCGGGGACGACACCCCGCACCCGUUUGUGCCGCCCUUCCUCACGCGCGUCUUCGAGAUGCACUUCACGAGGGCGCCAGCCGGCGACGCCAACCCCACGCUCACCUGGAAGCUGGGUCAGAAGGUUGACCACUGGCGCCCGACGGACAUCGUCUUGGAUGCGUGGAGGGCUGCGGCGAGGAUGCGGGCGGGGAUGGAGCUGGAGAUCUCCUACAUCGAGUAG